This is a messenger RNA of Sinocyclocheilus rhinocerous, 1464 nucleotides long. Its product is annotated as amyloid protein-binding protein 2-like. NCBI's taxonomy places the organism in Eukaryota, Metazoa, Chordata, Actinopteri, Cypriniformes, Cyprinidae. Gene Ontology annotation, biological process: intracellular protein transport; proteasome-mediated ubiquitin-dependent protein catabolic process. Gene Ontology annotation, molecular function: ubiquitin-like ligase-substrate adaptor activity; protein binding. The record is from RefSeq and is a predicted model, not a curated record. Gene Ontology annotation, cellular component: Cul2-RING ubiquitin ligase complex. The transcript has 9 exons. Bases 214 to 1278 code for a protein of 354 amino acids.
AUCUCGAUCGGGAUGAGCUUUAAACAUGAGAGCAUAACCUUAGGGUUGUGUUCUCUAUCAUAACAGUCCGUUUCGAUCUCUAAAAGCGCUUCCAGCUGCGGGGGUGUAUGAGGAGCAUCAGAGUAAAGAGUUUUACCUCGAUCAGGUAGCGAAGGAGGUGAAAGUAGGAGUGGAAGAGGGGGGCUGUGGUUGGAUUUAGUGAAAGAAAACAAUAUGGCCGCGGUGGAGCUGGAAUGGAUCCCUGAGACCCUGUACAACACCGCUAUCUCAGCCGUGGUCGACAACUACGGCCGAUCGCGACGGGACAUCCGCUCGCUGCCUGAAAAUAUACAGUUUGAUGUGUACUACAAGCUUUACCAGCAAGGCCGCCUCUGUCAGCUGGGAGGGGAGUUCUGUGAGCUGGAGGUCUUCGCUAAAGUCCUCAGGGCCUCUGACAAAAGGCACCUCCUACACCACUGCUUCCAGGCUCUGAUGGACCACGGUGUAAAGGUCGCUUCAGUCCUGGCCAACUCUUUCAGCCGCCGAUGUUCAUACAUCGCAGAGUCAGAUGCGCAUGUGAAAGAGAAAGCUAUACAGUUUGGCUUUGUUUUAGGUGGCUUUUUAUCAGAUGCCGGCUGGUAUGGAGAUGCAGAGAAAGUCUUCCUGUCUUGCCUCCAGCUGUGCACAUUACACGAUGAGGUUCUUCACUGGUAUCGUGCAGUGGAGUGUUGUGUGAGGUUACUUCAUGUGCGUAAUGGCAACUGCAAAUACCACCUGGGAGAAGAAACUUUCAAACUGGCCCAGUCUUAUAUGGACAAACUAGCCAAACAUGGCCAUCAGGCUAAUAAGGCUGCCCUGUAUGGAGAACUGUGUGCCCUACUCUUUGCCAAAAGCCACUAUGAUGAGGCUUAUAGGUGGUGUAUAGAGGCUAUGAGGGAGAUCACCGUUGGCUUACCUGUGAAAGUAGUAGUUGAUGUUCUCAGACAAGCCUCUAAGGCAUGUGUUGUUAAGCGGGAGUUUAGGAAAGCUGAACAACUGAUAAAACAUGCGGUCUUCUUGGCACGGGAACAUUUUGGGCACAAGCACCCAAAAUACUCAGAUACACUACUAGAUUAUGGAUUUUACCUUUUAAAUGUGGAUAAUAUCUGUCAAUCAGUGGCCAUUUACCAGACUGCACUAGAUAUUCGGCAGUCAGUGUUUGGAGGAAAGAAUAUUCAUGUUGCAACUGCACAUGAGGACCUGGCGUAUUCGUCCUACGUCCAUCAGUACAGCUCUGGUAAAUUCGACAAUGCACUGUGAGUAUCUCAAUCCCGUCCUGGGCACAUUAGUUACAGAGAAAUAAUUAUUUUAUAUCAUUUUGAACCAUAAUUGCAUCUGUGUCAGGUGGGUAAAUGGACAGUGCAAGUGUUUCGUGCACCACUAUUCUUACACUCUAAAUCAUAAAGAGCAUAUCAAUUGCAGAUGAUGAUUGAUGGACAGAUGACU